AUGGCCCUGCAGCCAAUUUCAGAGCCCAACUCGGCACCGCAGCAUGUUUCUCAAAGACACAACGAUGAUAGUUACCAAACAUAUCAUGUACUAAAGCCCCUCGUUCAUAGGAAAAGUCACCUUGAAAGUCAACCGUUUGCGCCCAAUAUCACAAAUCACAUCGAGCAAGCGAGACCCAAGAUUCCUCAAUAUAAUCAUUUUGAUCCAAUAGACGAGUCUUUUCUACAACUCGAUUUUUCAUCUUUUCUACUUCCUCCCGGAAUGAAUGAAAAUAGUAAUGAUUGGUAUUCCUUCGACUUCUAUUCUGCUAUACGAGAGACAGGCAAUGAAAUGGAAGAAGUCCUCCAAACUGGAGUUUUAGAUCAGAACCUAUUGAAGCAACAGCACUCCCAGGGAAACAUUGUCCACGCUUCCCAUGAUAUGAUACUCGGUACGGCACUGGGCGACCACGCUUUUUCUCGACCGAGUCACCAUACUACAUCAAAUAAUGAGCAAAAGCCUGUAACCGCCGGUAUCACGCCAAAGCAAUCACCAUCUAAUACUACGCCAAUCGAUGACAACUGGCCUCUCAUGUGGAACCCAUGUUCGACGCACAAAAUAUUGCACGCUGACCCUGUUGAUAUUCCAAAUGGCCAUCGUCUAUUUCGGACUCACAAAACAAGAUUCGAUAUCACGGAACAAACCUUUGCUAGAAUCCAAGCAUUUCUAAAACCACCUACCGGUUGCGAGUCGCUCGAUACUCACAUUGGGACUUUCACGCUCCCGAGUCUACCAGUCAUGAAUGUUCUAAUAGGGUUAUUUUUUGAACACUUCUCUAGCCAGAUGCCAGUCCUGCAUCAUGCUACAGUCGAUAUGAAUACGGACUUACCAACACCACUUCUUGCUGCUAUCAUCAUAAUUGGAGCAACCUAUAGUGGAUUGAGAAAUUCGAGACGGUUUGCUAUUGUACUGAUCGAUAUCGUGAGGUGGCAUAUCCAGGUUUCUAUAGAGUUUGACAACAAUCUGAUGGGAGAUAACAUGGCUAUCUAUGCACAAGCACUCAUAUGUUAUGCUGGCUUAUGGUGUGGUAACAAGCGUGCAUUUGAAAUGGCUGAAUCGGUUCGGGCAAAUUUAAUGAUUUUUAUUCGACGCACUGGGUUUGGAUGCAAUGUUCCUCCGGACACCAAGGAAAAUGAUACCCUUCCACCGAAAAGUCUGAUCGAACUUGAGUGGGAGAGAUGGAUAGCCAAAGAAACCCGAAGUCGAUUAUUUUGGGUCAUUUAUUACAUUGAUCUUCAGUUUCCGACCAUCCUGAAUCUCCCUGCCACGAUAGCCAUUAUCGAAAUUGGCCAUCUGUCUUUUCCAUGCGAUAAUGUCUUUUGGGCUGCCCGCUCUGCUCAUGAAUGGAAGAGAUUACUUGGUACUGCCUCAAUUCCUCCCACGGUCUCGUUCGCGGCGGCAAUGGGGCCGUUUAUUGUGAAUCCGUUAGGAGCUAGUGUUGGUCAAAGACAGGGUCUACCAAGAAUGAAUCUCAACGACUGGGGUGCAUUUCUGGUGUUACUCGCAGUGUCCAACGAACUCUUCGAAUUCUGCCAACUAUCUAAUUUCUUAUCAGCAUUUUCCCAGUCACAAGCCAACGAAACAAACGGUGUCCCCACAAACUCACCCGACAGAAGGAGGACGAAUCCUCUUAUAAUGGAGCGCCGCACUCAACAUAUCGCAUCACUUAACGCCUUCUCUUCAACCUACCUCCCGGUAUCCAAACCAUCCACCCACUUCCAACGCCAAUCCCGAGCAAUCCACCACCUCUCCCUCAUCCUUCUCGAUAUUCCACUUACCACCAUCCAAGGCGCUCUCGGUACCUCCGGACCUACCGGUAUCCCUCCUGCCAUCGCGAAACUCAAAGCUUGGGCUCGUGACGAUCCCUACAAAGCGGAGAAUUGUGCAUUCAACGCUGUCCGCGCUAUCGUCGCGUUCACAUCCGAAGUGAGACCAGGGGGUACCGAAACGACGCCUGAUAUCAUCAUCACUGUUUUCCUUUGCCAUCUUGUGAUUUGGAUUUUCAGUACCCUUUCGGAGAGGCCUUCGUAUAAAAGGUUUAUGGGGAUGGUGAGGGAUGGGGGGCUUGGGAGUACGGUCUUUUGUAGGGAUGUGUUGAGUCGUGUGGAGGGGUUAGACGAUGAACUUGAGAGGAGUGAGAGGGGUGGAAUGGAUAGCAAGAGGAGGGAGGAGGCGAGGGAGAAGGUGGAGCGGAGGAAGAGAAAACUUGUUCUUGAGCAUGGCACGCAGGUUUGUACUCGCUUGGGGACUUGGGGGGCGGCGUUGAAUGUUGCGAUGCUUUUGCAGAAGAGAGCUGACAUGAAAUCUGAGGGACCGGGGAGUAAUGAGGGGUAG
Hymenoscyphus albidus is the source of this 2373-nucleotide messenger RNA. NCBI's taxonomy places the organism in Eukaryota, Fungi, Ascomycota, Leotiomycetes, Helotiales, Helotiaceae. The record is from the annotation of a GenBank genome assembly.